GCAGAGCAGCCGUCGCGGGGCCUUGCCGCGGCCUCCAGCAACCCAGCCCCGGGGAAUGCAGUGGCCCCCGGUCCCUGGCGCCUCUCCGUGUCUAAGCUGGGCCUCCUCGCUCGCCUGCUCCGCGGCCACGACGCUCCUGAGCCGCGCCGGCCGGGCCCCCCUCAUGGCGGCCAAGUGGUUCAAGGAGUUCCCCCUGAACCUGAAGACCGUGUCGGAGCGGGCCAAGCCCGGCGGCGGGGGAGGCGGCAAACUGCGCAAGAACUCGGAGGCGGGCGGCUCCGGGCCCGCCCCGGGCAAGGGCCGCAAGAACUCGGCGGCCGAGCUGGGCAGCGGCCGGGCCGGGGUCGGACCCCCCAAGGACAGCCGGCUGUCCCGGGAUAGCCUGCAGGGCCUGAUUCAGGCCGCCGCAGGCAAAGGCCGCAAAAACUCCCGGACCACCGAGGAGGAGCCCCACCGGGGCGCGGCCAAGAGCUCAGGCUGCAGCACCUACAUCAACAGGCUCAUCAAAGUGGACACUCAGGAGAAGAACGGGAAGAGCAUCUACCCCAGCAGCAGCAGCAGUAGCAGCAGCAGCAGCCCUUCCUCCGCGUCCUCUUCCCCUUCAUCUCUGGGCCCCGAACUGGACAAGGGCAAGAUUAUUAAGCAGCAAGAGACGGUCAUCAUUUUAGAAGACUAUGCUGACCCUUACGAUGCUAAACGGACAAAAGGUCAAAGGGAUGCAGAGAGAGUAGGGGAGAACGACGGUUAUAUGGAACCCUAUGAUGCCCAGCAAAUGAUAACAGAAAUCAGACGGCGAGGUUCCAAAGACCCCCUGGGGAAGGCGCUUCAGCUGCUCGACAGCCCCUGCGAGCCCGGAGACAACGGCCCGAAGCCCGAGGCGCUGGCCAAGCGCCGAAGCUCCAAGGAGCUGCCGGGGAAGCCGCCGCAGCUCUACGACACGCCCUACGAGCCGGCGGCCGAAGCGGGCCCGUCCGCCGCCGAGGGGCCGGAGCGGAAGGCGAGGUUGCCCCCGGACGGCCACGGACGGCUGCCCCAGGACGACGAGAGGCCCGCGGCCGAGUACGAGCAGCCCUGGGAGUGGAAGAAGGAGCAGAUCGUGCGGGCGCUGUCGGUUCAGUUUGAAGGCUCUGAGCGACCUUCUGUCAAGGAGGAGCCACUGAGGCAGCACCACCGACAGAAGAGCUGGACCCAGAAGAUCCUGAAGCCAGCCCUGGCUGACCACAGUGAGGGGGAGAGAGUGGACCCAGCCCUGCCGCUGGAGAAGCAGCCUUGGUAUCAUGGUGCCAUCACCCGUGCUGAGGCAGAGAGUCGACUACAGUCCUGCAAAGAAGCUGGGUACCUGGUUCGAAACAGCGAGUCAGGAACCAGUAGGUACUCCAUUGCACUAAAGACUAGUCAAGGAUGCGUCCACAUCAUAGUGGCUCAGACCAAAGACAGCAAGUACACCCUGGAUCAGACGAGCGCGGUCUUUGACAGCAUCCCGGAAGUGGUACAUUACUACUCCAGUGAGAAACUGCCUUUCAAGGGGGCAGAGCACAUGACCUUGCUCCACCCUGUACACAGCAAGCUGCAGCAAGGCUCAGCCUCCAGAAGCCCCAGCGGGGCUUCUCACGCCUAGGAGGGCAUCAGCGCCCGACCGGACUCUCAGGGGAUAAGGCUGGACUGCACCAUGUUUGGGAGGAAGCAGGACUCUUCGCUUAGAAGUCAAGAAGUCUUUGCCUUGAAUCCAUCCCAUGACACUUGGUUACUGACCUGGGCCUUUUCUCCUUGCUAAGCAGGUCUACAGUGAGAAACCAUAAUGUACCAGUUGCCUCCACUCCCUGGAGUAGGGCUGUCUGUUUGGGGCGUGACCCUCAGGAAAGGUAAGUCAGGAGUCCAGAAAUACUAAGGUUCUCCAAAAAUGCACUAGUUAUUCCCUGGAAUACCUAAUCUCUAAAUAAAGCAACAAACUUGGCAUUUAUAUAAAACAACAAAAAAUGCUCAGACAGACCCAAAGAGCAUGUAAUAUAAGACCGAUUCUUGGGGAGAAGCAUGAACAGUAGAAGAUGAGUAAUAGUGGACACUUUGGAAAAAACUACCUUUCUCUCUUGAGGGUCGUAGUUUCAACUCCAGAGUCCAUAAAAAUUCACAGUUUUAGAGUCUGGUCAAAGGAUUAUUUUGUCGGCCAGCCUUCUAAGAAAAGUUUGUGUUUUCUCAAUUUCUGUAGAUUUCUUUGGCAAAUCAGUUAUAUAAGCAUAAAUAAGAAGGAAGAUGCCCGUGAUUUAAGAAUCACCAAUAUAAUUAAGCAUUGGCAGUAUUGCCAUAAUUCUGAAUUAUAGAAUUAAAUUGCAGAAUAAGAUACACAACAAAGAUUUCAUUUCUGAGUUUUAACAAAUCUGAAAAUUUACAAAGCCCAAAAAUUGUUUUCUUAUUGAAUAAUAGAACCUCUGGUCUCCUUUGUUUCAUCUUGGUCCAUUUUAGUAGUUAUUGGAACAAGUCAAUUUUUCAUUUUUAGCCCUAAAAUUAGAUGUGCUUUGCAUUUUAGAGUAACUAUAUAU
This is a messenger RNA of Dama dama (fallow deer), 2537 nucleotides long. It is a transcript of the gene SHE, whose product is annotated as Src homology 2 domain containing E. Lineage: Eukaryota; Metazoa; Chordata; Mammalia; Artiodactyla; Cervidae. The transcript has 6 exons. Gene Ontology annotation, molecular function: phosphotyrosine residue binding. The coding region runs from base 56 to 1618 and encodes 520 amino acids. The record is from RefSeq and is a predicted model, not a curated record.